Messenger RNA from Nymphaea colorata (pocket water lily), 3245 nucleotides. Its product is annotated as potassium transporter 8-like. The transcript is spliced from 10 exons. The record is from RefSeq and is a predicted model, not a curated record. Gene Ontology annotation, biological process: potassium ion transmembrane transport. Gene Ontology annotation, cellular component: membrane. Gene Ontology annotation, molecular function: potassium ion transmembrane transporter activity. NCBI's taxonomy places the organism in Eukaryota, Viridiplantae, Streptophyta, Magnoliopsida, Nymphaeales, Nymphaeaceae. The coding region runs from base 746 to 3064 and encodes 772 amino acids.
UGGUUGGUCGGCUUCUGUGGUAGAAUUUUUACAUAUUGAAAGAAAGAAGGAAAGAAAAUUAUUCCUUGUCGUCCAAAUCCAGAGUCACGUUUGGUGGAAGAUUUGGGAUUGACCAAAGUAAUGAAAUCCGAGCCGGCCAAAAGCACUGCUGUCUUCUUCUUCUUCCCCAUCUUUUUCAAUCUUUUUACUAAAAGUAAAUGUUCUCUGGCACAAGCUCAGGACCGUUCUUCUAUUCUAAAUUCCUACGUCUCGUGGUAAAUCUUGCUUUAAUUAGAUUCAUUACUAGCUUUUUGAUAAACCUUGCUGUUUCUACCUGUUCUUUUUAUCACCUUGUCAUCGUAGGAAUAGUUGAACUACCAGUUGGACUUGGAAAGAAUAAACGCCUCUCUCUCUCACACACAUCGCCGUUUCUCAUUCAUUUAAUCCCAGAUAGUGGAGGUGCCUUCUGGGUGGUGCUGCUCGAGUAGGAGUCCGGAUAUUUUGGCAGACGACAGAGAAAACCGGAAAAGGCGAAGUUGGGAGCAGUCUAUUGACUUCCGCUAGCGUGGUCUGCUUCUGUUCUUCAUUUGGUGAGGUGGGUUGCAGAGUCUGAAUAUGCAGAUGAGUGGAUUCAUGAGCUUGACGCGUGCUGUUGCCUUUCCGCUGACUGGUUGCAGUGGUUUCGGUUGCUCUGACUGAAUGGUGCGGUAUCGUUCUGAGGUUGCAGAGUGGAAUGGGCUAGUUGGCGUUUUGGCUCCUCAUUGCCAUGGAUGUUGAGGGUGGGAUUUACAGGAACCCUGUUAAGAAAGAAUCAUGGAGGACUAUUUUAACCCUGGCGUAUCAGAGCUUGGGUGUGGUAUAUGGGGAUUUGAGUACUUCACCCUUAUAUGUGUACAAGAGCACCUUCGCAGAGGAUAUUCAUCAUUCCGAGACUAAUGAAGAGAUUUUUGGAGUACUUUCUUUUGUUUUCUGGACGUUGACGCUGGUGCCUCUUCUCAAGUAUGUUUUUAUAGUGCUGAGAGCAGAUGAUAAUGGAGAAGGUGGAACUUUUGCCUUGUACUCUCUUCUCUGCAGGCAUGCCAAGGUUGGUUUCUUGCCAAACGGCCAGGUCGCUGAUGAAGCACUCUCAACGUACAAGAAAGAAAUGCCUUAUGACUCUAAGAUGGGAUCAAGGGUAAGGCUUUUGCUUGAAAAGCAUAAAGUCCUGCAGAGCAUAUUGCUUGUGUUGGCCCUGUUAGGUGCUUGCAUGGUCAUCGGUGAUGGAGUCCUCACGCCGGCAAUUUCAGUUUUUUCUGCAGUGUCAGGGUUGGAGCUCUCAAUGUCGAGAAGACAACAUGAAUAUGCAGUAGUCCCUAUUGCAUGCAUCAUACUGGUCGGACUGUUUGCUCUUCAACAUUAUGGUACACAUCGGGUAGCAUAUCUGUUUGCACCAAUUGUUGUAACUUGGCUUCUUUGCAUCAGCCUCAUUGGUGUUUACAAUAUCUUUCGCUGGAACCCUCAUGUAUAUCAAGCACUUUCCCCAUACCAUAUGUACAAGUUCUUGAGGAAGACACAAAGGGGAGGAUGGAUGUCUUUGGGAGGGAUUCUCUUGUGUAUCACAGGUUCCGAGGCUAUGUUUGCAGACCUUGGACACUUUUCACAGUUAUCGAUUAAGCUUGCAUUCACAUUCGUGGUCUACCCAUCUUUGAUCCUUGCAUAUAUGGGACAAGCUGCUUAUCUGUCGAAGCAUCACGUCAUUCAAACUGGGUAUCAUAUCGGAUUUUAUGUAUCUGUGCCAGAGGUUUUGAGGUGGCCUGUACUCGGAAUAGCAAUACUUGCAGCAGUAGUGGGGAGUCAAUCUAUUAUUACAGGAACAUUUUCCAUUAUUCGACAGUGCUCUGCUCUGGGUUGCUUCCCAAGAGUGAGAAUUGUUCAUACAUCAGAUAAGAUUAAUGGGCAGAUUUAUAUCCCAGAGAUUAAUUGGAUCCUAAUGCUGCUCUGCCUUGCUGUCACUGUUGGCUUCAGAGACACUAAGCGAAUGGGAAAUGCCUCAGGUUUGGCAGUCAUAACUGUGAUGCUUGUCACAACCUGUCUUAUGUCUCUUGUAAUUGUUCUCUGCUGGCACAAGAAUGUCCUCUUUGCAAUUUGCUUCAUCUUCUUCUUUGGAACCAUUGAAGCACUUUAUUUCUCUGCAUCUCUCAUCAAGUUCUUAGAGGGUGCUUGGGUCCCUAUAGUUCUCUCUUUUGCAUUUAUGCUGGUCAUGUACAUAUGGCACUAUGGUACAAUCAAGAAGUAUGAGUUUGACCUUCAGAAUAAAGUCUCCAUGAAGUGGUUGCUUAGCCUUGGACCAGGUCUUGGUAUUGUCCGAGUGCCUGGCAUUGGGCUCAUACAUGCAGAAGUCGCCACUGGAAUUCCCGCAAUGUUCUCACAUUUUGUCACCAAUCUCCCAGCAUUCCACCAGGUCCUAGUGUUUGUGUGCAUAAAAUCUGUUCCUGUACCAUAUGUUCGACCUGAAGAGAGGUUCCUUGUUGGUCGAAUUGGGCCAAAAGAGUUCAGGCUGUAUAGAUGCAUAGUUCGAUAUGGAUAUUUGGAUAUCCACAAAGAUGAUCUAGAGUUUGAGAAGGAGUUGACAUACAGCAUCGCAGAAUUCAUCCGUUCAGGACAGCAAAGUUCAUUAUCAAUGGAUGAAUAUGAGAAGGAUGAAAAGCUCACUGUUAUAGGAACACCUACAGCUGACUCUUUUCAUUGUGUGGAAGAAAAUGCAGCAGAUGUGCCAGGGACAUCAGGUUCAUGUAAUGAGUUGAGCGUAAACAGCUCACCAGUGGUUACAAGGAGAAAACAGGUAAGAUUCUUGCUGCCAGAAAGUCCAGAAAUGGAUGCAGCUGCCAGGGAAGAACUGCAGGAAUUGAUGGAGGCAAGAGAAGCAGGCAUGGCAUUCAUUCUGGGCCAUUCAUAUGUCCGGGCAAAGAGCGGAUCAAGUUUCUUAAAGCGGAUAGCAAUAGAUGUUGGGUAUGACUUCCUAAGAAGAAAUUGCAGGGGUCCAGCUUCUGCGCUCAAUAUCCCUCAUACAUCAACACUGGAAGUGGGGAUGAUUUACUAUGUCUGACUCAGGGAAUGUAUAUGGUUUUUCGUAGUUGUUUGCUACAAAAAUGCUUCAGUUUUACACGGCUGUGCAUAGCUUUUUGUACUGCUCUGAGAUAAAGUUGUACAAAUUCUUACUUCAAGACGAUAGAGCCACCAAAAUUUUCUUUUGUAUAUGGUAGAAAACUCAACACUAAACUUUGGUA